GGGGAGAGAGAGAUUCAUCAAUCAUCAAUUGCUUAAGAGCUAUGCAAGGGGGCGAUUCCAGUCUAUUAAGAGGCCACCAUUUCUUGCUUCCGAUCUCCUCAUCUCUCUCAAAAAAUCUCCAAUUCUCGCAAUAAGAGUUUACAGAAGUUUUUGAAAGGUGAAAGAUCAUGAUCAAGAUUGGUACCGGAGAAUUCCCAAGUGGACAAGCAUGGGAUCACAAGGGGAAAACUGAGCUUGUACAGAUUUUCAUUUCGUACGAUGAUGAUGCUAUUAAAUUCUUACAAUGCCUUUAUGCUGAGAAUGGAAAGCUAGUUUUGUCCGAGCGCCCUGAUGGUAGCUAUCCCGGAAAAAAAUUCAGCACAGUUAUGCUCCAAUAUCCAGACGAGUUUCUAACAUCACUGACGGGAACUUGUUCUGAAGGUUCUGGCUAUGAGAAAUUGACUUCCAUCGAGUUCGGUACCAACCUACGCAGACAUGGACCAUUUGGACAGGUGUACAGGGGUGGCAAGGAUUUUGAUUUCCAAAUGGGCAACCAUCAGCCAUUCGGUGGAUUUCACGGCACUACUGCGUCCUGUGUUCUGGAAUCCAUUGGGGUCUAUGUCAAGCCAAUUGCCUCGCUGAGCAACCCCAACUCCGACCAACAGGUCAAAGUCCUGUGAUACUAGUAAAAAGUGAAAAAUAUCUAUUUAGACCUUUGAUCUAUUAUCGAUCACCACCUCCACACUAGUUGAUGUGAUUAUGCCUAUAUAGUUUCGUUGGUUUAUCUGUACUUAGUUAUAGCUGACUUCUUUUGUGUAAU
This is a messenger RNA of Diospyros lotus (date-plum), 799 nucleotides long. RefSeq names its product inactive protein RESTRICTED TEV MOVEMENT 1-like. NCBI's taxonomy places the organism in Eukaryota, Viridiplantae, Streptophyta, Magnoliopsida, Ericales, Ebenaceae. The coding region runs from base 168 to 659 and encodes 163 amino acids. Gene Ontology annotation, molecular function: carbohydrate binding. The record is from RefSeq and is a predicted model, not a curated record. The transcript has 3 exons.